Messenger RNA from Ctenopharyngodon idella (grass carp), 7122 nucleotides. RefSeq names its product apoptosis inducing factor mitochondria associated 5 (gene aifm5). Gene Ontology annotation, molecular function: flavin adenine dinucleotide binding; oxidoreductase activity, acting on NAD(P)H; 2 iron, 2 sulfur cluster binding. Lineage: Eukaryota; Metazoa; Chordata; Actinopteri; Cypriniformes; Xenocyprididae. The coding region runs from base 3483 to 5144 and encodes 553 amino acids. The record is from RefSeq and is a predicted model, not a curated record. The transcript has 18 exons. Gene Ontology annotation, cellular component: cytoplasm.
UGCUUUCACUGUCUUUUUAGCAGAACUUGAUUUCACCAAGUGCAACAUGUUCCUCGAUCAACAUCUUUGUUGAUCCUGGGACAACAUUCCAAUCAACCAGAUUUGAGGGGCAAGUUUACAGUUUCUGUCAAGUUUAGGCUUACAGUCAGGAUUUGGUUUCCUCUCUGAUUUUAGGGAUAAGUUAUGGGUAGGGUUUGGUUUUGGGGUAGGGAUAUGGUUUUUCAGACAGGAAUGUUGUUCUAGGAUCAACAAAAUAUGUUGACCCAUGAACGUUUCUAACUGUCCAAAAUCAGCAAAAUUGGCAUGUUCACUCAUUUAUGUAUCGGUUUGCUGUUUGAAGAGUCCGCAACCAAAUGUAGGUGCCAAAUCUUUGAUGCCUUCUGCCAGCUGUUUUCCCUUUCUUCUAUUCUUCUACCUGGUGCUCCGUCCUAGUCAAUGGUUUCUGCACCCUCAUCAGAACCAUCCGGGCUCAACCGAUCUGUGCGUCUGUCAAAAUCCUUUGGAAAUCAGUCACUCAAUUCCUGUGUGAUAUUCUUGUGGUUACCCUCGGAUGCCUUUACAAUGUCUAACUAAAUGUCCUUAACUAACCAAAACCAGGAGUUGCCUGGUUCUCCAUAAUUACAUUUAAAAUGCAAGAUUUAAUCAAACUUUAGUCUACUUGUUUAUUAUUUAACAAUGAAACAUUUAUGAAACAUUUAGCAGAAUAAGAACAAAACCAAGAAUUUGAAACAUCAUAGUUUAAGUUUAUAAAUGUUCCAGAAAAAAAAAAAAAGAAAAAAGUCCUUAGCUACAUUUGAUGCUUUAUACAUGCAAUAAAUUAAUAAAAAAAAAAAAAAGAAGAAGAUGGUAACAAUUACUAACUUGCUUCAGUUAAUAAAAAAUAAUUCAUAUAUAUGUAUAAACAAAGAUUUGUGUUGUUGUUAUGUUGUAGAACUAGGUGUCCAACUUUGAAAUAAGAUAUAAAAGUGUCCCAGUUUGCCAGCAAGGCUCAGAAAGUUUGUGUGUGCACUUUAAUAUUUUGUAUUUUUUAUUUAAUAUUUCCUUUUUUAUCUGUAUAGUGUAGUAAGAUGUUUUAACAAAUCUUCUGUGAGAGGCUAUGGCAUAUUGAAGACAGUGACAGAAUGAUCAGAAUGUGUCCGACAUUAUAUUUUUAGCUAGAUUAUUGUCACGUCUGAUCUGUGUUGGUGUUUUAUUUGAGUUGGACUUUGAGUUAGUUUUGCACUGUUCUUAGUUCAGUUUUCUGUGUUUUCUUUGUUCAAGCUCUUCUGUUGCAAUGUUUUUUGAUUUGCCCUCAUGUGUUCCACCUGUGUCUUGUCAAUUGUCUUGUUUAGUCCUAGGUUCUGUUUGAAAUCGCCCCCAUACCCAUUUACUAUUCUCUACAUUAGUCCACUAAUAUAGUUCACUUGUGAGUGAAUUAAAGUUGCGUUUACGCCAUAUCGUAAUUGUAACUACAAGAUUCUGGCUUGUAAAAAGAGUUCACGUCCUUGUAGAGCUCUUAAUUACAGUUUGUAAGCUAGGUGUUUUCUGAAAGCUCCCACAUGUACCACAUGGCCGCUGUACCACCUGACCGCUGUAGAUUCAUUUAGGCAUUGAUAGUGGUGCCAUAGAAACGCAUAAUUCCAAGUCCGAGGACGUGAACAGCUCCGAAUAUAACGCCACGUGUUGUCAUCUCAAGAUUACAGUAAUUACGCAGUGACAUGAAUGCAGCAUCAGACACUGAGUGCACCGGAAGGGCCUAGUUUGUGCUUGCAGUUUAAUAAUCAUUUGCAACUUAGCAAACUGGCAGCUCCAGUAGUAAGAUGAAAAGAUUUAUCUUGAACUCUGUCAUGGAAACUAUGUAUAAACCUUAAUUAAACAAUUUAAUAAUCAAUUGAAAAGGAAUUUAUACCUGUAAGAUAUUACGCUGUACCCACAUUGGUCCAGCGGUUUGGAAAAUGGAUGCUUGGAUAAUUCAGCUGCAUGGGCCAUCUUCUGGUCAGAUGCAGGAAUUCAUUUGGCGUGUGACUCUCAGAGUGCAUUAUGGGUAUUCUCUAGCCAUGGAGCAUACAUCGGUUGUACACUCGUUAUUGUGGUAUAUUAUGGGAUUGAAUGAGUGCACUUGAUAACAUCCACUAUGGUUUCGGACACCACUACAAAUGGCUGUUCCCUCAAAGGGGGUUGAUUUCAGACACAGCCCCAGUGUGUCGUGGUGUAUUUAUACAGUAGCCCCGUUUUUGGUUCAGUCUUUGUCUGAUUUUGUCUUUAUUACUGUGGUUGUUCUGUUUAUUGUGGUUUUGUUUCCUUAGUAUCUGAGAUGUUUGUACCUGAGUUUAUUUUGAUAAAAAAAACUGAUCCAGCUAAUUUAUUUUCUGUUUUUUAUUCAACCCCUCUGUGACAACUAUAUGUUUUGCUUCUAUUUCUCUUCUAUAAUUGUCUUUUGUCUCCUAUCUGCUAAGCAUUUGGGGGAAAAAUGAAGAAUUUCACUGUAUACACUAUCAGAAAAUACAGCUGAAAUAAUGUCAGUUUCCACGUUUAAUGCUAAAUAGCUAUAAAAAGACAAAAUGGACAUAAAUCAAUUUGUUUUAAAAAAAUUUGACAAGAUCUGUACAAAAAGUAAGACACUGAAGUUACAAUAAAAAUGUUGGUUUGAUUUGCCAAAUUCAACAGUGAAUUAACUUUGAUCCAUGAUGUUGAUUUACUACCUGUGAAUAAUGUUUACUUGAUAGUAAAGUAUAGAAUAGUGUAAUAGCCUAUUUAUUAUAGUAACAUUUUCUAUGUCAAUGUAAACUCUACUUAUAUUAGUUGUAUCUUGAAAGGAGCAUAUGAACAGGAGCGUCAGUGUUUCAGAGAGAGGUGCAGAGUCACGCACUUUGCCCUAUGCAUGUAUCUAUUGUUGUGUGCUGCUUGCUCAGCCGUUCUCUCUUCUGUUGUUAUGCCACAACAAAUGGCAUUGCUCUUCUACAACUAAAUACCCUGUAUACAACUCUAUGCAAUCCUUUGGAAACACUUUAUGCUUUUGGAAACUCAAUUUCCUUUUUCCGCCCCCAAAACUCUAAAUCUGGCCUCUUCUUUUGGAGUAACCAACUUCAUGAGUGAGUUUGAGCAGCCGAAUGAUGAAAUGUCUAAAGGACAGGUCUGGUCUCCUGGAUUAGGGACUUGUGAACCGAUCAUUAAGGUCAUGACAGCCGUCCCGAGAGUUUGAUUGUAUGACAGCUGUUGACAGAAAGGAUUGUUUUUAAAAAAAAAUAAAAAUAAAAAUACUGGAGAAAGUCUUCUCUUACUGAACAAUCUGUGAUGUCUGAGAAACAAUCAGGUAAGCAUCCAAUCUUAUUUAAUUUAAUUUAUUUAUUUAUUUUUUUUUUUCUUUUGAGCAUGAGUUUGACCAGAGUAAUAUUCUUAAUGUUCACACUGAUAAUGUGACCUUGCUGUUUCAUAAUCUAAUUCAUAAUAUGGUGUUGAAAUCAUUGUGAUAUUAUGCUUUGCUCCAUGGCAUUGUUCUUGCUAUGUUGAUCAUUAUCAUUUAUUAUUUUAUCGUGAUCAUAACAGUUAUAGGAUUAGUGGCUGGUUUGGAUCCAGAGGAAGAGGUGACAGAUGUCGUAUGUGAUGAGUCAGAACUCAGAGAUGGAGAAAUGAUGGAGGUUGAGGUUGGUGACCACAAUGUUUUGCUGGUACGCUGUGAUGGGGUGUACAGUGCCAUCAGUAACCAAUGCACACAUUAUGGUGCUCCACUGAGCAAAGGGGUGCUAUCAGGUCACAGGGUCCGCUGUCCCUGGCAUGGUUCCUGUUUCAAUGUGAAGACCGGUGACUUGGAGGAGUAUCCUGGAAUUGACUGUCUGCCCUGCCACAAGGUGAAAGUCGAAAACAACAAAGUUUAUGUGUCUGUUAAGAAAAGGAUUCAGGGUCAGCCUAAACGUAUAAAAUGGAUGGGAGCCAGAGAUCAAGGGGUGUUACAUACUGUGAUGCUCCUAGGAGGAGGCGCAGCCUCUUUGAUGUGUGCGGAGACACUACGGCAAGAAAACUAUGGCGGCAGGAUUAUUAUGGUAUCUAGAGAUGACCUCCUUCCUUAUGACAAAACCAGACUCAGCAAGGUAAUGAAUGCUGAGAGCGAAAGUCUCUUAAUGAGAAGAAUGGACUUUUACCACAAGUAUGAUAUUGAGGUCUGGCUGAAAAAAGAGGCUUUAUCGAUAGAUACAAACAAGAAAACAGUGACAUUUGAUGAUGGUUUAACCCAGUGCUAUGACCAAAUCCUUAUUGCAACAGGAUGCAGAGCAAAAUCCCUAGACUGCCCUGGUGCAGGCCUGGAAAACGUGCUGAUGCUGGAAACACCAGAGGAUGCCAGGAGCAUCCACUACGCCUGUAUGGGCUGCAGGACAGUCGUCGUGGGCACUUCCUUCGUUGGCAUGGAAGUGGCGGCCUACAUGAUAGAUAUGGCCAGUAGUAUCACAAUCAUUGGAAGCAGUGAACUCCCUUAUCAGAGGACUUUGGGCCGUGAAAUAGGAAAGGUCACCAUGAUGAUGCUGGAAGAGAGAGGGGUGACGUUCUACAUGAAUGAUGCUGUCGCAGAGGUUCAAGGCGAAAACAACAGGGUUAAGGCAGUGAAACUGAAGAGUGGUAUCACAAUAGAAGCUGAUCUGUUAAUUGUUGGAAUUGGUGUCAAUCCCAAUUCAGAGUUUUUGAAAGGGAGUCCAAUAAGGAUGGACUCGAAAAACUAUGUCAUUGUGGAUGAGUACAUGAGGACCAACAUAACAGACAUCUACUGUGCAGGAGAUCUGUCCUACUUUCCUCUCAAAAUGGCAAAAGGCCAAAGAGUGACCAUCGGCCACUGGCAGAUAGCGCAGGCUCAUGGAAGGAUCGCAGCCUUCAGCAUGUUGCGCAGGGAGGUGGAGCUAAACACAGUGCCAUUCUAUUGGACCGUCCUGCUGGGGAGAACCAUUCGUUACACGGGGUAUGGGGAGGGAUACACCGAGAUGGUGCUGAAAGGGAAAUUUGAGAACAUGAAGUUUUUGGCACUUUACCUCAAGAAUGAUGAGGUGGUAGCUGCAGCAGGAUUGAAUGUUGAACCGGCUGUCUCUGUGGUGGCAGAAAGGUUGGCAGAAGGAAGAGUGAUUACAAAGGCAGAAGCAGAGUCAGAUGACCUUAGCUGGCUGAAGCUGCAGCCCAUGUGACCACUGACAGCAGUUUGAACUCCGAAUGAUCAGAAUUCAGCCAUUCUGUCCACAGUCCAUCCCAUCCAAUCAUGCCUUUACUCAGAAGAUGUUUUUGUAACAUUUACAAAGGCCAGUAUAUUACAGUAUGUCUCUUAAAAAGCUUUCUACACAGCUCACAGAGAGUUUUAUCAUUUUAAUGAUAAAUUUUAACAUGAAUAUUUAGAGAGGAGACCCACUACCCAUGCGCGAAUAAGAGAAGAAAACAAGCUUUUAUUCUGUUCUUGCUGCAGUUCUCUGAGCUUCCAAAGAAAUUUGAGAGUUUGCUGGUUAGCUCAGGUUCAGAUGCAUUUUUUUUUUUUUUUUUAAAUAUUGAAUAUGAAUACAAUGCUUCAAUCAUAUAUGUAUCCUAAUCAUUAUUAUUUAUUAAGAUAACUUUUGGGAAUGAGCUUAUGAUGUUUUUGUAAAUAGCAUCAGGUUUGUAUAGUAUUUACUCAAUGUUUAAAAGAAAAAGUAGAGUAAUUAAUCAAUUAUUAAGUACUGUCACUCUGGCAUACUGAGUGCUUGAUAGAUCUAGGUGGCGUAGUUGGUCUUCAAGCUGUGAAAUGGAGCAUGGGUAGUGGAAAAAUAGACAAUCACUGAGUGCACAUCCAAUCAUAGCGCUUAGGAGGAUUAGAUGAACACAGAGCCAUGGAUGCUGAAUGUGAUGGUGGUCACAAAAGGGGGAGCAUAUAUAAUAGAACUGGACAAACAUGUUACAAAAGGGCUUAUUACAAAAGAAAUGCUGAGUUGCUCUCUUAAAUCGCCUUAUUCUCUCUCUUCUGCCACGCAACCCAGUUUUCAUUCCAAAAUCGUCAUAAUUCACUUCUGUUCUUAUCAGCAAGAUUUUGUGCAGAGAUAUAUGGGUCAUAUACGACAGUCCAAAUCUGGAGGUGAUAUGUGGGCCAUGAAAUAGGGCUGAGACCUAAAGAAGCUAAAAUCCCUUUAUAAAGUACACUAAAUGGUGAAAAUUUAACUAUAACAUUUUCCAUAAACAAUUAGUUAGUUAGGGUGGACUGCCUGUAGUUUUUAUAUAAACACACACACACACACUGGCUUCCAUGUUUUAUGGGGACUUCCCAUAGAUGUGAUGAUUUUUAUACUGUGCAAAUGUAUAUUCUAUCCCCCUACACUACCCUACCCCUAAACCCACCCAUCACAGAAAACUUUCUGAAUUUUUAGAUUUUUAAAACACUUCAUUUAGUAUGAUUCAUAAGCUGUUUUCCUCAUGGGGACCAACAAAUGUCCCCAUAAGGUCACAAUUGACUGGUAUCAUUAUCCUUAUGGGGGCAUUUGGUCCCUAUAACAUAGGGAAUACCAGGUACACACACACACACACACACACACACACACAUUUUUAUUGCUAUUACUGAGGGGGAGCAGUGAUCCACAAAAUGCACAAUAGAAAGGUGAGAGCUUUGCUAUACUUGACAUUUUGUCAUUCUGUACAGACUGAUAUUGCUGUUAAGUACAAUAUCGCUUUUAUUGUUAUGACUUCCAUGUUGGUCCAGUUGUUCUAUCAGGAAGCAUGUUGCAGUACUAAUGCAUUAUUAAUGACAUACAAAUAAAGGAGCCCUUUAAGAGGUCCAGUUUCCUUACCCACUACAAGAUGUGAACACAGGAUGGCAACCAUAUUUUACAGUUUCAGUUUAUAAUGUUAUCAUCACCGUUUUAAAUACAGCAUAGUAAGGAAUGAAUUGUUUGAAUGUACAAAUGAGUCACCAUUAUAAUAGUCAGAAGACAGUCACACACAAGGUUAUUUAUACUGUAUAAGAACAAACAUUACAAUGUGCUGCAAAACAAGUGUAUCAUUUGCACUAGUUGGGCAGUUUUAGUCACUGUUACUCAUUCAUGGUCUUGUUUUUUUUACUGAGUUAAAAAAUACAGCACAUGUUUGUCAUGCUCAUAAACAUCUGUAACCCCUAAAAAGCAAUAAAUUAUUAUGUUUUUCUGGUUUGGA